ACAGAGACCCCAGAGGAGGAGGAGUAUAUAGAGGAACACAGGGGUCUGUACAAGGACGUGAUGAUGGAGAAUCACCGGCCCCUCACAUCACUGGAUGGACCCAGUAACAGAGAUACCCCAGAGAGAUGUCCCCGUCCUCUGUAUUCCCAGGACUGUACAGAGGAGAAUCACAGGAUCCCACAGGAGGAUCAGGGUGUUGACCACUUGAAUACUAUUAAGUCAGAAGAUAUAGAGGGAGAAGAAGAGACGUAUGUGACUGAUAUAAAGGCAGAAGAUAUAGAGGGAGAAGAAGAGACGUAUGUGACUGAUAUGGAGGGAGAAGAAGAGACGUAUGUGACUGAUAUAAAGGCAGAAGAUAUAGAGGGAGAAGAAGAGACGUAUGUGACUGAUAUAAAGGCAGAAGAUAUAGAGGGAGAAGAAGAGACGUAUGUGACUGAUAUAAAGGCAGAAGAUACAGAGGGAGAAGAAGAGACGUAUAUGACUGAUAUAAAGGCUGAAGAUAUGGAGGGAGAAGAAGAGACGUAUGUGACUGAUAUAAAGGCAGAAGAUACAGAGGGAAAAGAAGAGACGUAUGUGACUGAUAUAAAGGCAGAAGAUACAGAGGGAAAAGAAGAGACGUAUGUGACUGAUAUAAAGGCAGAAGAUAUAGAGGGAGAAGAGGAGACGUAUAUAACUGUUAUAAAGGCAGAAGAUAUAGACGGAGAAGAAGAGACGUAUGUGAGGGGUGAUCAGCAGUGUAAGGAUGAAGAAAUCCCUACAGAUAUCAGCACAGAUGGACGCAAUACAAGGAAUACCUCGGAGGGGCAUCUUGUUUGGUCUCCAGAUUUUAAAUUAGAAGAUAAGAACAUCAUGCAAAAGUCUCCAGAAGAAAACAAUAUAACCCUAAAUAUACAUCCAGCACUUCACAGUGCAGAUAUAUCAUUGGAUACCCGUAUUCCUGAGGAAUGUUCUCCUUGCAACUCACAGGUUGCUGCACAUAGGACAGAUCAUAGGUGUGAUACAGUCAUUUCCUCUUCUGAAGAUGGAAAAUGUUUUACACGUAACCUAGCUCUUGCUGGACAUGGUAAAAGUCACAUAGAUGGACGUAAUACAAGGAAUACCUUGGAAGGACAUCUUGUUUGGUCUCCAGAUUUUAAAUUAGAAGAUAAGAACAUGACACGAGGGUCUCCAGAAGAAAACUGCAUCACCCUAAAUAUACAUCCAGCACUUCAUAGUGCAGAUAUAUCAUCGGAUACCUGUAUUGCUGAGGAAUGUUCUCCUUGCAACUCACAGAUUGCUGCACAUAGUACAGAUCAUAGCUGUGAUACAGUCAUUUCCUCUUCUGAAUAUGGAAAAUGUUUUACACCUAACCCAGCUCUUGCUAGACUUGGUAGAAGUCAUGCAGGUGAGGAGCCAUUUCCAUGUUCUGAGUGUGGGAAGAGUUUUACAAAUAAAUUAGCUCUUUUUAGACAUCAGAGAACUCAUAUAGGUGAGAAACCAUUUCCAUGUUCUGAGUGUGGGAAAUGUUUUACACAGAAAUCAGCUCUUGUUAUACAUAGGAGACGUCACACAGGUGAGAAACCAUUUACCUGCUCUGAGUGCAGGAAAUGUUUUACAGACAAAUCAUCCCUUAUUAUUCAUGAGAGAAGGCACAAAGGUGAGAAGCCAUUUCCAUGUUCUGAGUGUGGGAAAUGUUUUCUAAAGAAAUCAGAUCUUGUUACGCAUCAAAGACGUCACACAGGUGAAAAACCAUUUCCAUGCUCUGAGUGUGGGAAAUAUUUUUCACACAAAUCAGCACUUGUCAUACAUGAAAGAAGACACACAGGUGAGAAACCAUUUCCAUGCUCUGAGUGUGGGAAAUGUUUUACAUGUAAAUCAGAUCUUGUAAUACAUAAGAGAAAUCACACAGGUGAGAAAUUAUUUACCUGCCCUGAGUGUGGGAAAUGUUUCACAUACAAAUUAGCUCUUGUCGUACAUCUGAGAAGUCACACAGGUGAGAAACCAUUUCCAUGUUUUGAAUGUGGGAAAUGUUUUUCAAUGAAAUCAGAUCUUGUUAUACAUGAGAUAAUUCACACAGGUGAGAAACCAUUUCCAUGCUCUGAGUGUGGGAAAAGUUUUUCACACAAAUCAGCUCUAGUUAGACAUGAGAAAUGUCAUACAUGUGAAAAACCAUUUACAUGUUCAGAGUGUGGGAAAUGUUAUAACCUGAAAUCAGAUCUUAUUAUUCAUGACAGAAGUCACACAGGUUUGAAACCAUUUAUAUGCUCUGAGUGUGGGAAAUCUUUUUCACGCAAAUCAUCCCUUGUUAUCCAUGAGAGAAGUCACACAGGUGAGAAACCAUUUCCAUGUUCUGAGUGUGGGAAAUCUUUUUCACAGAAUUCAGCUCUUGUUAUACAUAAGAGAAUACACACAGGUGAGAAACCAUUUCCAUGUUCUGAGUGUGGGAAAUGUUUUACAAGUAAAUCAGAUCUUGUUAUACAUGAGAGAAAUCACACAGGUGAGAGACCAUUCACAUGUGAGUGUGGGAUAUGUUUUACACGGAAAUCAUCUCUUCUUAGACAUCAGAGAAGUCACACAGGAGAGUACCAGCUAUUGUAAGAUAUCAGAAAAGUCACAGUUGAAUUGACUUGAUUGGUAGACAUGAAACAAGGUUGCAUUAAUAGUUUACGUAUAAUAAAUCUGUAUUAAGAGAA
Pseudophryne corroboree (corroboree frog) is the source of this 2672-nucleotide messenger RNA. Its product is annotated as oocyte zinc finger protein XlCOF6-like. Gene Ontology annotation, molecular function: RNA polymerase II cis-regulatory region sequence-specific DNA binding; DNA-binding transcription factor activity, RNA polymerase II-specific. The transcript is spliced from 6 exons. The record is from RefSeq and is a predicted model, not a curated record. Gene Ontology annotation, biological process: regulation of transcription by RNA polymerase II. NCBI's taxonomy places the organism in Eukaryota, Metazoa, Chordata, Amphibia, Anura, Myobatrachidae. The coding region runs from base 61 to 2577 and encodes 838 amino acids.